AUGGCUCAUAUCAAAUCUCUUCUCAACCCCACCAUGGACGACACCGAAUACGACAGCAAAGACGAAGUCUCCACAGCUGACAGCCAGACCUCGUCAGGUUCGCCUAAGCGGAGAGGUGGUCACGACGUUGCGAGUCGAAAGAAGCCGAAGACUGCGAAGGAUGCUGCCGUAUUCAAGCCUGGUGCUGUUCGUGAACCGUGUCGGUAUCCACCUCACGAGGACCAAGAUGAUUUCCUAGCUGCUCAGCAUCAGAUGCACGAGAUCUAUCCAAUGGGCAGUAUCGCUGACUACCCACGGCACAUCCCGUACAAUGGAGGUAAGAAGCUAUUCUGGGAGAAGACUGGAAGAGAGAGCUUUGAAGUUUUCCAGUAUCAGUUCAAGAUUCCCAACGACCCAACCACAUACACAAUGCUCUGGGACUACAACAUUGGCCUUGUACGCACUACACCUCUCUUCAAGUGUGGACGGUAUUCCAAGACAACUCCUGCGAAAACACUGUCUCGGAACGAGGGAUUGAAGGACAUUUGUCAUAGCAUCACUGGGGGAGCUCUUGUUGCUCAAGGCUACUGGAUACCAUAUGAAGCGGCCAAGGCAGUUGCUGCUACAUUCUGCUGGAGUAUUCGCUACGCAUUGACUCCGGUCUUCGGUACAGAUUUUCCCAACAUGUGCCUCCAUCCGAACGAUGAGAAUUUCGGCUCUAUGCUGAUUGAUCCGGAGAUCACGAAGCGAUGUGCACUGCUGGCUCAGCACUAUCGAGCACUGGAGGGAAGAGAAACACCGCCGCCAGUUCCAGCCAUGCAUAGUCCACAAUUGCCUGAAACGCCAAAGCUUGGACCGUUCUUCAAGAGAAUCUUGCCGAAGCCCAUCAGAACGACGACAGGUUAUACCAGCGACUGUACUUCUGACAUGGGUGCGGAGGAUCACUAUGCUCUGUCUUCUACAUCACCACAUGUCGACUUCAGUACUCCGUGGUCCGCAGUCAACUCUCCACGUUCCCCAUCACCCAAAGUUGCCUUCACCGACCCAUGGUCGCCUGCCAGUACGACUCGUUCGGACUCGCCCUCGGGCAGGUCUCGGAGAGGACGCACAGCUGCUGACAUUCCUCGUUCCCACACCCCCCUUGACCUGAUGCCACCGCCACGGAAACCGAUGUACCCGACGAUCAAUACCAUCACUUCACAAGCGUCUGUCGCAGAUUCGGCUCAGCUUCCCACACCGAUUACACCAGGCAUAUCCCCUAAGUCUAGGCGCCGACACAUGGACAUGGAUGAGGACUACGAUGCUGGUUCGGAUGACUCAGAGGCUGCAGGAGCAGAGAAGAGCAGGAAGAGAUCUUCGCAUACCUUCACUGAGACCAAUGCUGCAUACGUGUUGUUGAAACUUGCUGGCAAAGAUAAUGUUGGAGCUGGGUUGAAGUCCCUCAAACGAAGAGCUUCAGCUUGA
This is a messenger RNA of Exophiala spinifera, 1443 nucleotides long. RefSeq lists its product as uncharacterized. The record is from RefSeq and is a predicted model, not a curated record. The transcript has 4 exons. Bases 1 to 1443 code for a protein of 480 amino acids. Lineage: Eukaryota; Fungi; Ascomycota; Eurotiomycetes; Chaetothyriales; Herpotrichiellaceae. Gene Ontology annotation, molecular function: DNA binding.